GAGGUAUCGCUGCUGGUGCACUCCACACUUUGCUGUCUCUCUCUCUCCCCCCCUCCCUCCCACUCUCUCUGUCGUCCCCUCGUCGGUCUGCGCGCCAGCAAUUGGAACUUCGAACCCGAGGAUAUUAAGAUGACAAAAACUAGUUCAUCUAAGAAGAAGCCCAAAGCGUCCCUUGAGGGUCCUGUCCUAGAAAAGGAGAAGCCUUUAAAGCCGAAAAAGAUGGGCAGUGAGAUUGAUGAAAUUUUUGCCGGGAAGAAAAGAAAGAGACCUGAGAGAGAGAAAAAUUUAACCACUGAGAAGCCAGCCAAAGUAUCUGCUGCAAAUGCGAAAUCGCAUGACAAGAUGAGGAUAGUCAAGAAUGGUAAGGGCAAAGUCUCUAAAGAGAAUCAAUUUACUGACACCCCUUCUCGAUCAAGGAAAAAAACUGCAGAUGGGCUAGCUAUUUAUACGGAGGAUGAGUUGGGUAUUGGCAACCCAGAGGCUGGAGGUACCUCUCUGUGUCCAUUUGAUUGUAAUUGCUGUUUCUGAUACAACCACCGAUAAUUUAGUUAGAUGUUAGUUGCUACCAUCCGAAUGAUUUUUGUUAGCCCCAACCUGAGAAACUGUUCCCUUGUUGUGAGUUGUAAUAGGUGAAUUGAAUGGUUUCUUUACAUAUUAUAAUAUUCUGUAAUAUAUGAAGCUUUAUAUUUGUCGAUGCGGAAUGGCAUUAAGGCCAAA
This is a messenger RNA of Sesamum indicum (sesame), 717 nucleotides long. RefSeq names its product stress response protein. The record is from RefSeq and is a predicted model, not a curated record. Lineage: Eukaryota; Viridiplantae; Streptophyta; Magnoliopsida; Lamiales; Pedaliaceae.